This is a messenger RNA of Fonticula alba, 888 nucleotides long. RefSeq lists its product as hypothetical. The record is from RefSeq and is a predicted model, not a curated record. Lineage: Eukaryota; Rotosphaerida; Fonticulaceae. Gene Ontology annotation, cellular component: nucleus. Bases 1 to 888 code for a protein of 295 amino acids. Gene Ontology annotation, molecular function: 3'-tRNA processing endoribonuclease activity. The transcript is spliced from 2 exons.
AUGUGUUGCCCUGACCUCCCUCCAUCUUUGCCUUUCGCCCGCCUGUCCCUCUUCAACUUGGACCCGCUGCCAGUCAUCCUCGGGGACACAUCCGACCCAUCGGCCAUCCUGCCCUUCGGCUUGGAUGCCGAUGUGCUGAUUCACGAAUCGACCGGCCUGGCGAGCUCCGAGCGACUGCUCCUGUCUCGCGGGCACUCUUCGGCUGCCAUGGCUGGGGCGUUCGCGCAAAAGCUGCGUGCUCGGAACUUGCUCCUGAACCACUUCAGCCCACGGGCGCUGCUGGGAGAUAAUGCAAACUCCAAGAAGGAUAUGUCUCUCUCCCCGAGCCAGCAGUAUAUCCAAGAAGCGAAGAAGCAUGCCCCGUCCGUGCAGGUCUUCUGCUCGAUGGACUUCGACCGGUACCUGCUGAACAUCCCCGAAGCUGGAGAGUCGGCGGACGACCGCCGCGCGGGCUUUGCCCAGCUCUUCCGCACGAUCAACCACUUCCGUGUGAGCCGCGUCCACCGAGUCAAGCCAUCCCCGCAGUCGGAGUCCGGCUUGCCGGACAUCGCGAAGGACGAACUUUCCCUUGGGCUGAAUGUGAGCCUGCGAAUGCAUCAGUACUGCCUGGAGAACCUGGAGUGUCUGACAUACUUCAAGGCGUCCGAGUCGCUUGAGCGUCUGAUGCUCGCCAAGCAGCAGCUCCAAGGCCUGCCUCAGGCACAGGAGCCCGGUCCUCUGAAGGAGGUCAUCGACGUCCUGGAGGAGGAGCUUUCCAACUUGCGCGAUCGAGUGAACCUGACAAUGCCCCCGAUGGCCGAGAGCCUGGAGGAAGAUUCGACCGGGUACCUGGACACGCUGGAGGAGGACAUGCCGGAGCCCGCGGUGGCCACCGGCAACAGCGCCUAA